Molecule: messenger RNA, 746 nt
Organism: Symbiodinium necroappetens
Lineage: Eukaryota; Dinophyceae; Suessiales; Symbiodiniaceae
Source: the annotation of a GenBank genome assembly
GCUUCAAUGCUUCUGGAGUUUUCGGUCCAGCAUCUUACACCGUGGAUAGCCAGCUGGCACAAAGUCUGUGGACAAGGGUGAAGAGCUUCAGCUCGAUGCCGCCGAACGAAAUGACCACUGUGGCUUUGGAGCCUUUUCCAGUGAUGCUGAUGCACCGGGCGCUCCCGGCGGAUGCCUGCACCUCGUUGAUCCGCAAAGCCGACGAGGAGGCGCUUUGGGAAUCUUCCACCGUGGUCAGUUCAACGACGUCGCAGCUGCCGCUUCAGCACGUGCGGACUUCGGCAACCGCCACCUUCAACCUUCCACACCAUGAGGAAGAUGAGACGUUGAAUGCGAUCCGAGGAUGGGCAGCUGAGACGCUGGGCUUGCCGGCCGAGUAUGUCGAGCCACUGCAGAUUGCGCGGUAUGGCCGAGGGCAGGAGUACAAGAAGCACGUGGACUGGCGUCCAGCGAACUUCAAUGGGCUUCACAUCUUCGGCCAGCGAGUGGCAACGAUCCUUGUCUACCUGAACACUCUUCCAGAGGGCGCAGGGGGCGAGACGGAGUUCCUGGCCCUGAAUGCCAAGGUCCGUCCUGUACAGGGCUCAGCGGCCAUUUGGACCAAUGUGAAUUCGCAGGGAGUUCCCACCAUGGAGACUAGCCAUUUGGCGAAUCCCGUGCUCCAGGACGGUGUCAUCAAGUAUGCCCUGAACAUCUGGGUCACGGACAAGCCAUAUCCGAAUCGGACAUGGAUAUGCUGGCGGUAG